Lasiodiplodia theobromae is the source of this 2832-nucleotide messenger RNA. Its product is annotated as C2h2 type zinc finger domain protein. Bases 1 to 2832 code for a protein of 943 amino acids. The record is from RefSeq and is a predicted model, not a curated record. Gene Ontology annotation, molecular function: zinc ion binding; DNA binding; DNA-binding transcription factor activity, RNA polymerase II-specific. The transcript has 5 exons. Lineage: Eukaryota; Fungi; Ascomycota; Dothideomycetes; Botryosphaeriales; Botryosphaeriaceae. Gene Ontology annotation, biological process: DNA-templated transcription; regulation of DNA-templated transcription.
AUGGACUCAACGUCGGCCGAGAGCGACAAACCGCGCGGUCUUUUCCAGUGCACUGAGUGCAAACGUUCAUAUACCCGCGUCGACCACCUGGCCCGCCAUGUCCGCUCGCACCUGCAGGAGAAGCCCUUUCAGUGCGACGUGUGUCACAAAGGCUUUGGCAGACCUGACUUGCUGAAGCGCCAUGCAACCUGUCACGACACCGACGCCAACGCCAAAAGGCAGAAGCGGACCCUGACCCAGUCCUCAAGGGUUUCGCAAGCCUGCAAGUCGUGCGCCUACGCCAAGCUAAAGUGCGAGGAUGAGAAGCCGUGCAAGCGCUGCCAGAACAAGGGCAUCACUUGCGAAUCCAACUCUGACAGCCGCACCUCCGCCUCCGCAUCAACCCAGCUACCAGGUGAGAGCAGCCUCGAAGAGUCGGUGCCGCCAGCUUAUCUUUCGGUAGCACCCUCUCCCAUCCGUCCCGUAGACCAGAGCCAACCUACUCCCGUCGCACCCGUUCCCGUGAUGGCCGAGCCUGAUCAGGUGAAUAACCAAAUACCUACCCCAAAUACUUUGCUCAAUGGCUUCGAGAUCAGUGGAGAUGAGGCUUCAAUCUCCGGAACCACCUUCACCCCUUCCAUCGCCCCGGACCCCAGUGCUCUAUCAUCGUCUUUAACCGUGCAUGAGAACAACUUCUACGACUUUCUGCGGAACGUCCUCACUCCUAACAACCCAGGAUCGCUCAGCCCAACACAUUGGGACUUCGAGCCCCGAAACAUUCUGGAUUUCAAUGUUGAAGAUGACCUCUCGUUCGAUGCAAACGACUUCGGCCUUCUGGAUGCCUUCAACGGAAAACCCUUCAAUACCAGCGAGGACUUUGGCAUAUUUCCGCCCACAAUCAACCCUCCAAGCGUCAAUGCCCCAGCCGCCUCUACUCCUUCAGACUCUGCCCCCCCGAGUGACCGCCGACGAGCCGGAAUUGGAGCAGAAGCGUAUCGAAGAUCAUCCUUUGUUCGCUGGCAGCCUGCACAUGAAGGAGCCCAUCUCGAAGUGGGCACCAUAUCCACACCCCACGAGGAGGUCGCUUCCCCGGAUGCACGAUACAAGCCUGACCAGCGCAUAUUAAGCGAGCGGCUUGAACAAAGCUCUCGAGACAAAUUGCUGGCAAUAAUCCUUAAUACUUGUGAUUCGACAAACCUAGGCCGCGUGGUUUCGUCCUUUCCCUCUACCGAUCUCCUCGACGAUUUUCUUCAGUGCUUCUUUGCUCGAGAAGGCCCUAGAUUCGAUUCGUUCAUCCAUAUACCUACCUUCAACCCAAACACUAUCAAAUCGGAACUACUUGGGGCCGUAGUUGCUGCAGGAGCUGUCUCUACAGAUAUGAAAGCCUUGCAAAAGCUUGGACACGCGAUUCAGGAGGCUGUGCGCAUUGCCAUCGUGGACGUCAUUGAAAGGCGCAACGCCAUCACGAGAGAACUCUGGGCCAUACAAUCGUUUCUACUGAUCAUCGAUGUAUUCCUAUGGUCUGGCAACAAGCGGAAGAUGGAAAUUGCAGAGAGCCAACAACAACCUUUAUGGACGAUGCUUCGGCGGGCGGGGAGGUUUAAGAAACCCAGGGGCCCGCCAAUUGCGCCUCUGCCUGAAGACACGGGUGAUGUGCUGCAUCAAAAAUGGCUCCACUGGGUCGAACAAGAAUCUAGCCGACGGCUGGUCUUUCGCGGUUUUUGCUAUGAUGCGCAAUCUUCUAUGUCUCUCCUAGUAAACCCAAUCAUCUCGUAUGGCGAGCUAUGCCUUCCAUUUCCCGCCGCGAGAGACCUUUGGACAGCCGAGACUGCUGAGCAAUGGAAGGCCGCAUACCUUUCCCAUCAAGCCGACUCUCCAGCAAGCUCGCUCUGCUUACUCGACUGCCUGAAGGAUCCCAAGCUUGCUGCAGCAUUCCCAGGAACAAUCGACCAUGAUUUUUCUGCUCUUAUCGUGCUCCAUGGCAUCUGGGGCAUGGUUUGGGAGUUCAACCAACUUCAACUCACACUGAAGGCGAACUCAGGGGAAUACAACAGCUCGUUGGUUAUGAAGCAUCGCCACCAGGAGCUCUGUCAAACGGUUCAUCACCUUCGCAUCAGUGUUAAUUCCUGGCGCGUAACACCGGCUCCAGAGAUCACGCUCCUGCUCGAGCUUCAACUACUCUACCUUCACCUCUCUAUCGAAGACGUGCAACUAUUUGCGGGAAAAGAGGAUCAGGAUGACGCUCGUAGAGUACUCCCCGCACUGCAACAAUGGAUGCACGACACAUACGCUCGCACAGCCGUUUGGCAAGCGGCGCGCGUACUUAGAGCGGCCAAGACAUUCCCACGCAAGCAACUGCGCAACUUUUGGGCCAUCGCCUUGUACCACGCGUCUCUGGGGCUUUGGACGUACGGCAUCAUCAAACAGGCCACCGCUAGCGCCUCGGUUUCGGCGACCUGCACUGCACUCCCACCAGCUGCGAGCAGCAGCUCAGCCAGCACACUGGAUCCUAACCUCGGCAGUACGGUCUGGCUCGAAGGCCCGGAGACGCCGGAUGUUCAACGGUUUGUUACACUAGGUCGCGGAAGGCCCGUCAUCAGUAGCAGCACGCGAGGCAUCGGUGCAUCAUCCGGGGAUCAGCGCCUCGUCCCUCUAUCCGACCCGGAAGCGACGAUGAAUGUGGUCUUGGACACGCUGCGGAAGAACUUUAGCGCGACCACGAAGGGCCCGCGUGGGGAUGUGAUGGAGGACCAGCAGGAAGCGGGCGCGACGGGCCUGUUGCCGCCUUUGGUUGAGAACUUGGUGCAGUUGAUGCGAGAUUUGGGCAAAGCGGCUGGAGCUGUGGGGUCUUGA